Myxocyprinus asiaticus (Chinese sucker) is the source of this 1627-nucleotide messenger RNA. Its product is annotated as transmembrane emp24 domain-containing protein 2. The coding region runs from base 145 to 750 and encodes 201 amino acids. The transcript has 4 exons. Gene Ontology annotation, biological process: endoplasmic reticulum to Golgi vesicle-mediated transport; intracellular protein transport; Golgi organization. The record is from RefSeq and is a predicted model, not a curated record. NCBI's taxonomy places the organism in Eukaryota, Metazoa, Chordata, Actinopteri, Cypriniformes, Catostomidae. Gene Ontology annotation, cellular component: endoplasmic reticulum; Golgi apparatus; endoplasmic reticulum-Golgi intermediate compartment.
GGCCCGUCUAAAGCUUGACGUGGCAUCAUCAGUGGAGCAGCAGCACUGUCAAUCUCCGCCUUACUCCGCGUUACAUGAAUCGGUCGAGCGCGAUAUAAACGCUGUUUUAUGGGUUUUAAGCUGCAUUAAUACCGCGGAUUAGACAUGUUUACGUUCACGGAGCUCGUGCUGCUGCUCUGCGCGCUGUCCUACACCGCGUCCGGUUAUUUCGUGAGCAUCGACGCGCACGCGGAGGAGUGUUUCUAUGAGCGCGUGAACUCGGGCACGAAGAUGGGCCUGAUGUUUGAGGUGGCGGAGGGCGGAUUUCUGGACAUCGACGUGGAGAUAACAGGGCCAGAUGGGAAGCAGAUCUAUAAAGGAGACCGUGAGUCAAGUGGGAAGUACUCUGUGGCCGCUCAUAUGGAUGGAACCUACAAGUUCUGCUUCAGCAACAAGAUGUCCACCAUGACCCCUAAAAUUGUGAUGUUUACUAUUGACAUCGGCGAGGCACCCAAAGGACAGGACAUGGAGACAGAGGCACAUCAGAAUAAGCUUGAGGAGAUGAUUAACGAGCUGGCGGUUGCCAUGACGGCGGUCAAACAUGAGCAGGAGUACAUGGAGGUUCGAGAGAGAAUACACCGUGCAAUCAAUGACAACACAAACAGCAGGGUGGUGCUGUGGUCGUUCUUUGAAGCUCUGGUGCUGGUGGCCAUGACCCUCGGACAGAUUUACUACCUGAAGAGAUUCUUUGAAGUGCGACGAGUCGUAUAACAUCCCGUCUGUGUUCAACUACACAACCACAUUGAGUCGUGAUUUACCAGUUUUACAAACUGGACAUCCAAUUCAGCAGAGAAUCGGAAGAACCUGGUCGUUCUCUAGUCCGUCAGUUGUUAUUUUUAUGUUUUUGUUUUUAUUUGCCCCAAUUGUAGAUCGCUUCUAUGUUUGAUUUUGGGUAAAAGGUGGAAUUUCAGUUAUGAUUUAUAAAAUCUUUGAUUUUGUUUUAGCCCAACUUCUGUAAAAUUUAAUUUGAAGGAGCAUCAUUUUUAUUUAUGGCUUUGUGGAGGGGGUUACCUCCGGUACUGUUACAAGUGCGCAUUACAAGAAUGAAGUAAAAAUGAUGUUUUGGUGUUGCCAUAAAUGAAAGAACAUGCAACAUGGUUUAGGAUUGCGUGAUGGAAUUAAACCAUGACAUGAACAAUGUUGUCAAUGGAAAUGGAAAGUCAGCACUCACUGAUGUAUUAUAAAGAAAUGUCGAGGAAUGUCACAGCGAGCACAUUUCAUAUCACCGCUUAUUAUUACAGUUAGUUAUGCCAACAGACUCCAUGGCACAUAAUUAAACCUGAUGCUGGUAAGGCGGUAAAAUGACUGCUUAUUUACUUUUUGCAGAUUUUCUGGUGUGUUUUUAAAUGUUUAGGUGGGAUAGUUCUGGCCCGGUUUUUCCUUAUCUGCAGUUUCUUCACAUGGGGGGUACUUUAUGUAGAUUUGUACAAUUUUUGUUGUCUAAACCAAUUCUUAUAUUGAUGAGAAUGCAAAAUUGUUCGGCUAAGACUACUAGGAAACUGAUACAAAUGUAAACUUCUGAAGUUUCAUGACUAGCUUUGUUAAAUGGGUUUGGUUUAAUAAACAUAAAACAUGUUCUUAAAAUGUC